Messenger RNA from Oryza brachyantha (malo sina), 744 nucleotides. RefSeq lists its product as uncharacterized. The record is from RefSeq and is a predicted model, not a curated record. The transcript has 3 exons. Lineage: Eukaryota; Viridiplantae; Streptophyta; Magnoliopsida; Poales; Poaceae. Bases 1 to 744 code for a protein of 247 amino acids.
AUGGCUGUGAUAUUUUUGAGAAUGCAUAUGAAAUGGGAAUCUCCUAAAAAUGUGCAUGAAACGGGCAAGGAGAUCACGGCGGAUGAGGCCGGCGGCAGCAAGGGGUCGGGGCCCGGCUGCGAGCACGUCAACAAGCUGCCGCCGCCCCUGUCGGCCGAGGAGGAGGCGGCGGCGCCGGAAUGGCUGCGCGUGCUGCUGCGGACCAAGUUCUGGGGGCAGUGCAAGCAGCACGUGGACGCGAGCCGCUCGGAGGAGUGCAUCUUCUGCCUCCGCUGCUGCAAGGUGCUCUGCCCGCACUGCGACCACGCGGAGCCCGGCCACCGCCUGCUCAAGGUCCGCCGCUACAUGUACCGCUCCGUCGUCCUCGCCAAGGACAUGCAGGACCUCAACGUUGACGUCUCCAGGAUACAGGUUGGUGUAGACAUAUCCCAGGAUGAAUUCUCGGGGCCUGAAGCUGAGCGCAGGCACAGGCAGGUUCUAGGAAAUGUGAUGGAAUCGCCUCCCCUCCUGCAGAACCCCCCGCGACCAUUUGAUGCCUCGCCGGUGGAAGAUGAAGACGCCAUCAUGGCUGAAGCUGAGCGUGGGCAGGUUCAGACGAACGCCACGGAGUCGGCGUCGUCCGCGGUAGCAGCAGCAGCUGCAGAUGAGAUUAUGGCUGAAGCUCCUGUGAUCAACGUCGACCCCCACUCCCUGAGGAGGCGGUCUCGCAAGCAGGCGGAGCCUCAGAGGGCUCCGUUCUUCUGA